UUUGGGGGCUUUUGUCACUUUGUAGAGAGAGAAGACAGGAAACGAAUGAGGAAAGUGGGGGGAAUGAGAUCAGGGCAUCAUGCUGACCAGAACUGAAUCAGCAUUUACCACAUAAGCACCACUGCUUAACGCAUCUGGACCUGGCUCCAACAGCAUCCACAAGUGCAUGUAGUAACAAAGUAGACUUUAUAUAAAGCAUAGAUAUAACCUCUUUUAAUAUUCACUUACUUUUACUCUUCAUUUGAGACAGAAGGAAGGUCUGGAAUCCCACAUCUGGGUCUCUUUCUAUAAUCUCACAAUGUUAUGAGAAUAUCAUGACUUUAAUCUAUGGCUUAAAAUACCUCCAAAACACAUACUUAGCACUUUGCCACAGCUGAUGAUAUAUGGUAUACAAUUUAAAGCCGUUUGGAAAUAGUGAUGAUACAUUGGUGCUUGUAUGAUGAUGAUAUACUGUAAGAUGCGGUUAUAAAAUAGUAGACUUCACUUUAAUUAAACUGAAUACACUGAACAUUUAUUUCCAAUUUGCGUAUUACAAAAUUUACUAGGGGAAAUCUGCUUUACGGACCUGAUGCAUAAGUGAGUAUGUCAAGGACGACUGUAGAUGUACAGUUACCUUUUGAGAAAUAUAUAUAUAUAUAUAUAUAUAUAUAUAUAUAUAUAUAAUAUUAUUAUUAUUAUUAUUAUUAUUAUUUUUAUUUAUUUUUUAUAUUUUAUUCCCUUUUCUCCCCAAUUUGGAAUGCCCAAUUCCCACUUCUUAGUAGGUCCUCGUGGAGGCGUGGUUAGUCGCCUCAAUUCAGGUGGUUGAAUUCAGGUUGCCUCCGCUUCUGAGACCAUCAAUCUGCACAUCUUAUCACGUGGCUCGUUGUGCAUGACACCGCGGAGACUCACAGCAUGUGGAGGCUCAUGCUACUCUCUGCGAUCCACGCAUAAUUUACCACAUGCCCAAUUGAGAGCGAGAACCACUAAUCAUGACCAUGAGGAGCUUACCCCAUGUGACUCUACCCUCCCUAGCAUCCAGGCCAAUUUGGUUGCUUAGGAGACCUGGCUGGAGUCACCCAGCACACCCUGGAUUCGAACUCGCGACUCCAGGGGUGAUAGUCAGCGUCAAUACUCUCUGAGCUACCCAGCCCCCCCCCCCUUUGAGAAAUACUGUAAGAGUUUUAGUUAUCAUCUAUUAGCAUUUUAUUUAAUAAAAUCAAAAUAAUUCAAGAACAGACUUAAAAUAAGAACAGACUAAAUGCUGCAUUUCCCACAAUAUAGAGUAAGAGGUUGCAUGAAAACAUGAUCUUGAUUUACAGCCAUUAUUAUAUUAUUUUCAGUUGUUUUGUUUUUUUACUUCUGCUUGACAUAAUCUUGAACCCCCCCCCCCAGUCAGUUUUCAUUAUAUAUAUUUUAUACUUGAAAUUUUUUUCAUUAAACUUUUAAUAAUGCUUUAAUAAAACAUCAGAUUGUAUAAAUUACUAUUUUGAAGAAGAAAAAUAUAUGAUCUAUACUGUAUAUGAUUCCUGUAUAUGAUGACCUAUGCUGCUGUGUAAUUUAAAUAAAUUAAGUACUGAUUACUUUGUGUUGAUGUGUUUAUUACACUAGUUAAAAACAAUCUGUUAUAUAAAAUACUUAAAAUCAAUAAAAAAAUAAAAAUCUAAAAUAUCUACCAUGAGGAAGUGUCACUGACUACUCAACACAUAAGACACACUUAGAUGAGAUUUUUUACAUACAAUUAACCCUCAGUUAUUGUAUUUAUUUUAUUUGACAAAUAAUUGGAAGGUUUUGAUUUCUCUUUUUAUAUAAGCAAUAGUUUGACAUCAAUAUCAGGUAAAAUCGAAAGAGAAAGUCAAGUAUCCUCAACCUGAUGUUGGUGUAGAUCUUCGUGUUUUGAACGGAUAUUUUGUGAUUAGUAAAUGUAUUGAGAUCGUUUCAUCAUGGCCCUGACGUCUCAACACUUGGAGGGGAUGGUGGAGAAGAUGUUGAAGGGUGAGGGACUCGAGGUGACAGAGUUUCAUUCACUCCCUGAACACAUGGACGUAGUUUCACGGAGAAACGUGUGUCUGUCAGUAUGCGCGGUAAUCUUCAACUCAAAGGGGGAGGUACUGAUGGUACAGGAGACCAAGAGGGAGUGUUAUGGCUCUUGGUACCUCCCUGCAGGCCGUAUCGAAGAGGGUGAAACCAUUGUAGAAGCCCUACAGAGAGAAGUCAGAGAGGAGGCAGGUAUCGACUGUCAACCAAUCACAUUGCUGCAGAUUCAAGAAGAAGGUCCAAAGUGGAUUCGGUUCACCUUCCUCGCUGAGAAAACAGGGGGCUCCCUGAAGUUGCCGGAGCAAGAAGAUGCAGAAUCACUGCAAGCUCAGUGGUGGGAUUUCGCCGGCGGUGACAUACCUUCAACCCUCCGUAAAGACGACAUUGUGAGCCUCAUUGAUGCUGGGAUAAAAUAUCGGCAAAAUCCCCCCUUCUCAACGUUACAACCUGUCAACUUACCCUGUGAUGUCGUCUGUCAAAGGAUUCUUCUCACAUUCAUCUCUAGCGACGGUAACACCGAAGACGGUGAUGAGGACCGCUUAUGGCUGUUGCUGAGCAACAGGAAGGAUAAUGAUGCCGGUUCGCAUCUCCAACUUCCUGUUGCAGUCUCAGUCCAGGCACAAACGAUCACAUUCACGGCAAACAGACUGGUUCACGAGUGCAUGCCCUUAGUUUACAACCAGCUUAGUGUGAACACAUGUGGGAUUUUGGGUGUGCAGCACAAUGGGAAACUGCUAAGCAAAGCAGAUGGGGUCUGUUUUAACACGCUUGUGUUAUUGGAGUAUGCAGAGGAAGAGGAGGGAAUCGAUCUUAGUAGUCCACCGAAAUCAGAGAGCGAUUGUUACAUAUGGCAUGAAGUGACCAAUCACAGCCUGAGGGCAGAAAUACUACAGAGAAUUAGAGAAGGGUCAGUCCUGCCUGUUCACAACCUAGACUAAUUUUGCCUUAAAGGAAGUUCACCCAAAAAUGAAAAUUCUCUCAUCAUUUACUCACCCUCAUGCCAUGUGUGUGACUUUCUUCCACAACCAAAUAUUUUAGAAUAUUUCAGCUCUGUAGGUCCUCACAAUGCAAGUGAAUGGGUGCCAAAAUUUUGAAGCUCCAAAAGCACAUAAAUUAGCAUGAAAGUAAUCCAGAAGACUUCAGUGGUUAAAUCCAUGUCUCCAGAAGUAAUAUGAUAGGUGUGGGUGAGAAUCAGAUCAAUAUUUAAGUAUUUAAUACUUUUACUAUAAAUCUCCACUUUCACAUUCUUGUUAUUGAUGAUUCACAUUCUCCGUGCAUAUCGCCACCUACUGGCAGGAAGGAGAAUUUAUAGUAUAAAAGGACUUAAAUAUCAGUCUGUUUCUCACCCACACUAUCAUAUUGAUUAUGUAGACAUGGGUUUAACCACUGGAGUCAUAUGGAUUACUUUUAUACCGCCUUUAUGUGCUUAUUGGAGCUUCAAAGUUCUGGUCACCAUUCUCUUGCUGAGGGGUGAGAAAAUGAGAGAACUCUCAUUUUUAGGUGAACUAUUCCUUUAAUCAUAAUAAAGCCAGGAUUUUGUUACAUCUGGCCAAAAAAUGUGUUAGCUUUACUAUGAAUAAGUUUUUCCAAAGCAUGCAAACUAGCCAAUAUGUACUGAAUCUGCUUCUCUGAAACAUGUGGAAUGAAAUGUGUAUCUCUCUUAAGAAUUGGAGACAAGAGGUCAGCAUUAAUGAAAGCACAGAAAGCUUUUUUUUUAGGAGGGGGGGAUUCUUUACACAAAUGACAUCGAUAAACUUUCAUGGUGCUGUGUAUCACACUUUUUGCUCUUUAUACGGUAUCAUUAGUGUUGGAUAGAUUACUUUUGAAAUGUAAUAUGGUACUGAUUAAAAAUUACCCAAACAAUUUUUUAUAACACUUUUUAGGUAAUCUAAUUUGAUUGCUUUGGGACAACUAUUGCAUGUUCUGAUGAAAACCUAUUUGAAAGUAAACCAUAAAGUAAAUUUAAUCUGAUUAAGUGUUUACAAUUUUAAAUGUAAUCUAAAUAAUACAUUUGUGUAAUCCGAUUAUGUAAUCCAGAUUACACAUAGUCAAUUACUAUCCAACACUGUGUAUCAUUACAUUAUUGUACCUCAGUAUGUGGUUUAACUAUGUGGUUUUUAUAAUACAAUGCUUGCAAUGAUGUCAUUAAUACUUGCAUACUGAAUGU
Messenger RNA from Myxocyprinus asiaticus (Chinese sucker), 4180 nucleotides. It is a transcript of the gene nudt18, whose product is annotated as nudix (nucleoside diphosphate linked moiety X)-type motif 18. Gene Ontology annotation, molecular function: 8-oxo-dGDP phosphatase activity; 8-oxo-GDP phosphatase activity; magnesium ion binding. The record is from RefSeq and is a predicted model, not a curated record. Bases 1920 to 2951 code for a protein of 343 amino acids. Lineage: Eukaryota; Metazoa; Chordata; Actinopteri; Cypriniformes; Catostomidae. The transcript is spliced from 4 exons.